Molecule: messenger RNA, 654 nt
Organism: Cheilinus undulatus (humphead wrasse)
Lineage: Eukaryota; Metazoa; Chordata; Actinopteri; Labriformes; Labridae
Product: chondroitin proteoglycan 2-like
Exons: 4
Coding region: 34-654 (206 amino acids)
Cellular component (GO): extracellular region
Molecular function (GO): chitin binding
Source: RefSeq, a predicted model, not a curated record
UUUCAUCGUCUAACAACAUCAUCUUUGAAAAACAUGUGGAAGGCAACUCUUACUGCAGGGCUCUGCUUGAUCCUUGCCAGCUUGGAUAUGUCAGGUCUCAUUCAGGCUGUGACAGCAAGUUCUAACAACCACAAUAACUGUCCUGGAAACUCAAGCUUCUGUGAUGGAAAGAUGAAUGGGAAUUAUGCCAAUGACGAUGACCCAAAUUGUUUUUACACCUGCUCUAAUGGAAACACCUACAAAGUCCGAUGCCAAUCAGGGUUGGUCUUUGUAGAGGAAUCAAAUCUCUGUGAUUAUCCCGACACAACAUCCACAGCCCCAACCACAACCACUCAAACAUCCACUACCACAGCAACAACCAGAGCUCCUUGUCCUGGAAACUCUAGCUUCUGUGAUGGAAAGAUGAAUGGGAAUUUUGCCAACGACGAUGACCCAAAUUGUUUUUACACCUGCUCUAAUGGCAACACUUUCAACUUCCGGUGCCAAUCAGGGUUGGUCUUUGUAGAGCAAGAAAAUCGCUGUGAUUAUCCGGACACAAUAUCCACAACCACAACCACUCAAACAUCCACUACCACAGCAACAUCCACCACCCCAACCACAACCACUCCAACACCCACUACCACAGGAGCUGAAAUAGAUAUUUUGGAUCUUUAA